Drosophila sechellia is the source of this 1620-nucleotide messenger RNA. RefSeq names its product solute carrier family 22 member 13. NCBI's taxonomy places the organism in Eukaryota, Metazoa, Arthropoda, Insecta, Diptera, Drosophilidae. Gene Ontology annotation, biological process: transmembrane transport. The transcript is spliced from 3 exons. Gene Ontology annotation, molecular function: transmembrane transporter activity. The record is from RefSeq and is a predicted model, not a curated record. The coding region runs from base 4 to 1620 and encodes 538 amino acids. Gene Ontology annotation, cellular component: membrane.
GAAAUGCCCCCCAGAGAUUGUGAAAAGUAUGAGAACUUCUUGCUGUUCAUUGGGGACUUUGGUCCCUUUCAGAAGCGACUGCUGUUUUGGAUGAUGCCCGCCGCCUUUCUGUUCGCAUUCACCUACUUUGGUCAGAUAUUCAUGAUACUGUUGCCAAAGAAUCACUGGUGCAGAGUACGAGAACUGAAGGGACUGCCGGAAAGUGAACAAAAGAAUCGGGGAAUUCCCAAAAAGCAGGAUGGCAGUUUCGAGAAUUGUUUUAUGUACAAUGAGCCAUACGACUCAAAUGAGACAAACGAUGCGACAAGGAGCCAGAUUCCCUGCAACAAUGGUUGGAUUUAUGAUCGCAAGGAGGUGCCCUACGAGUCCAUCGCCACCGAGUACAAUUGGGUGUGCGACAAAAGGGAUUUCGGGACAUAUAGUGUCGUUGUCUACUUUGUGGGCUGCAUUGUGGGUUGCCUGUGCUUUGGAUUCAUCACCGAUCAUUCCGGUCGCCUGCCUGCCCUAUUCCUGGCCAACUCCUGCUCCAUGAUCGGCGGUUGCGUGAGCGUAGUCUGCAAGGGCUUUCCCUGCUUUGCUGCCAGCCGAUUUGUGGCUGGACUGUCAAUGAACUACUGCUUCGUUCCCAUUUAUAUUCUAACUUUGGAGAACGUUGGCAUCAAGUAUCGCACACUGGUGGGGAACUUAGCUCUCACAUUCUCCUUCACCUUGGGCGCCUGCUUACUUCCCUGGCUGGCCUAUGUCAUCAGUAAUUGGAGGCACUAUGCCAUGGUCGUUGCCCUGCCUAUUAUAUUAAUGAUAUUGACCAGCUUGCUGGCUCCAGAGUCACCAAGUUGGCUCAUGUCGGUGGGUAAAUUGGACCGGUGUAUGAAAGUGCUGAAAGAAGCGGCCAAAGCCAAUGGGAAAACCAUUUCCGAAGAUGUUUGGUCCGAGAUGCGGGAAUGCUUUGAACUUAAAUUUGCGAACGAGCAAUUGGGAAAGCAAUACACCAGCCUGGAUCUCUUUAAGACAUUUCCCAGGUUCGUCGUACUUACGAUUUUGAUCGUCACUUGGAUGGUUGUGGCCCUAGCGUACGAUGCCCAUGUUCGGGUCGUCGAAAUCCUGGACACCGAUGUAUUUAUAACCUUUUCCCUUUCCUCGCUCGUUGAAAUUCCUGCUGGAAUCGUGCCAAUGCUUUUGCUAGAUCGAAUUGGUCGCAAGCCCGUUAUGUCGGCUGUAAUGCUAUUGUGUGCAACGUCCAGUCUCUUCGUUGGCCUUCUAAAAGGACAUUGGGAUGCCUCAACGGCCGCGAUUGCAGCCAGAUUUUUCGCCACAAUGGCCUACAAUGUGGGUCAACAGUGGGCCUCUGAGAUACUGCCAACCGUGCUGCGCGGCCAGGGACUGGCUAUCAUCAACAUUAUGGGUCAGAUGGGUGCCCUAACCUCACCUCUUGUACUCAGCACCCACCGCUACUAUCCUCCGUUGCCCAUGUUUAUUAUCACAUCGGUGUCCGUGAUAGGCGCUUCGAUAAUCUUGUUUCUGCCGGAGACCAGGGGAGUUAAGAUGCCACAAACGUUAGAUGAGGCGGAAAAGCGGUGGACGUUACGUUGUAGAGAUCGUGAAAUAAACGAGGAUCUUUAA